AGACCAUCUAGGUCCCAAGAACUUUUCAGGGCACUUUUAGGGACGCAUAUAUCCACGAUUCCUCCUGGGACAGCGCCAUGAAGUCCCUGUGGCUUUGCUGGGCACUCUGGGUACUACCCCUGGCUGGCCCUGGGGCAGCGAUGACCGAGGAACAGGUCCUGAGCAGUCUACUGCAGCAGCUGCAGCUCAGCCAGGCCCCCACCCUGGACAGCGCGGAUGUGGAGGAGAUGGCCAUCCCUACCCACGUGAGGUCCCAGUAUGUGGCCCUGCUGCAGGGAAGUCACGCUGACCGCUCCCGAGGCAAGAGGUUCAGCCAGAACUUUCGAGAGGUGGCAGGCAGGUUCCUGAUGUCAGAGACCUCCACUCACCUGCUAGUGUUCGGGAUGGAACAGCGGCUGCCGCCUAACAGCGAGCUGGUGCAGGCUGUGCUGCGGCUGUUCCAGGAGCCUGUGCCCAGAACAGCUCUCCGGAGGUUUGAGAGGCUGUCCCCACACAGUGCCCGGGCUCGGGUCACCAUUGAAUGGCUGAGAGUCCGUGAGGAUGGCUCCAACCGCACUGCCCUCAUCGACUCUAGGCUCGUGUCCAUCUACGAGAGCGGCUGGAAGGCUUUCGACGUGACCGAGGCCGUGAACUUCUGGCAGCAGCUGAGCCGGCCGAGGCAGCCGCUGCUGCUCCAGGUGUCGGUGCAGAGGGAGCAUCUGGGGCCGGGGACCUGGAGCGCACACAAGUUGGUCCGGUUCGCGGCGCAGGGGACGCCGGACCGCAAGGAGCAGGGCGAGCCACAGCUGGAGCUGCACACGCUGGACCUCAAGGACUACGGAGCUCAAGGCAAUUGUGACCCCGAGGCACCAGUGACUGAAGGCACCCGAUGCUGUCGCCAGGAGAUGUACCUGGACCUGCAGGGGAUGAAGUGGGCUGAGAACUGGAUCCUAGAACCGCCAGGGUUCCUGACUUAUGAAUGUGUGGGCAGCUGCCUGCAGCUACCUGAGUCCCUGACCAUCGGGUGGCCAUUUCUGGGGCCUCGGCAGUGUGUUGCCUCAGAGAUGACCUCCCUGCCCAUGAUUGUCAGCGUGAAGGAGGGAGGCAGGACCAGGCCUCAAGUGGUCAGCCUGCCCAACAUGAGGGUGCAGACCUGUAGCUGCGCCUCGGAUGGGGCGCUCAUACCCAGGGGGAUAGAUCUGUAGUCUCCCUGUCCAGAGCUGUAUUCUCAGUGAGCUUGUCCUAACUUAGUGCUCAUGUCUGACCUUUGCUCUGCAGUCUUGGUUUUCUUGUCCAUCACCCAGUUUAAGCACUUACAUGGGUAAAUCAUGUCACUCCAGUAGGACACACUGACCCCACUUAGCCAAGGACAUGGCUAUGCAGUGAACAGGUUCCCAGCUGAGUCUGUUUUCUGGCCAGAUCUCAGCUUAAUGUGCAACAAAACCCUACGGUGAGAACAGGGGAAUCAAAAGCUCAUUUACUCUUACACAGUGAUUACUGGCAUCAGCGUACCAUGACAGGGAUUGCACACAGCAGUCUGGGAAGGAGACAUCUCAGAAGCCUGCAGCAGCUCCUUGUACAAAACAGUUGUUCCCAUUUCUCCUAACCUUAGCCCUAGACAAUGGCUGUAUAGAUUUCAUGUGUGUGACUGCUUUUCAGUUGGCCUUGGUGUUCAUGGUUAUUCUAUAUUAUUUGAUUUUCCUACUCCUUUCUCCUUCUGCCCUGGUGAAUUCUAUGAAACUAGAUGUUCCUUGAUGUAAUGAUUCUUAAGCAAUUAAAAAGUUGAGGCAUGGGACACAGCACAGCACAGUCCUGAUGGCUCAGGUGCAUGCUGUAGAUGUAUUCUGUGUGCUCUCAUCUUGGAAACAAUGCAAUAACUUCGCAAUGUUAGUUCAGAUUAAUGUUUGGCUUGCAAAGAAAGUUUGAAGAAAUUAUUAGAAAAUGAAAUAGAGCCAACACUGGGAUCCCGAAAAGGAAAAAGCUAUUGAAGUUAUGAAAUAAGUUUUGCACAAAAUUUGAGAGUGGUUCCUGGAUAAGCAAGUAUAGAAUACAUAAAAUCUUAUAUUAGUAAAACUAAGUCAAAACACCGGGACUCUUAGGAGAGUCACUGUGUGCAAUGUGCAGAAGCAGAAAGCUAGAAGAACUGCCGAGUUAAGGGUGAACCUGAGUCUUUCUGGCCACUGCCUGGCAGCUUUGCCCAUGUCAUUUAUUAUCAGAUCUUCAUGGGAAAAUGCAAGUAGCUGACUUCGGAGCUCUGAGCUCUGGAGUAUACUAAGUCAAAAGUUAAAGUUUAAAUAAUGAUAAGUUUGCAAUAAAUAUUAUUUUGGCCGGAGGCCUGGGAAUAGGGAAAGCUUGAAACUCUGGGGGAAUAAUUGUAAUUCUUGAUUCAUUGUGUGAUGUGGGUAUUCUUUUGAAUUUGAUUUGGCAACAAUUAUACAAUGUCUUUUUUUCCUAUCUGCAUUUGGAGUAUCAAUAAAAGACUGGGGCAAGAGAAAGG
Messenger RNA from Mus caroli (Ryukyu mouse), 2476 nucleotides. RefSeq names its product left-right determination factor 2. The record is from RefSeq and is a predicted model, not a curated record. Lineage: Eukaryota; Metazoa; Chordata; Mammalia; Rodentia; Muridae. Gene Ontology annotation, cellular component: extracellular region. Gene Ontology annotation, biological process: anterior/posterior axis specification. Gene Ontology annotation, molecular function: growth factor activity; transforming growth factor beta receptor binding; cytokine activity.